GACGACGCCACCCCGCAGCUCGUGCAAAAGCAUCAUCAUCAUCAGCUCGCUAGCAGCGGCAGCAAUGGCGCUCGCCAAGCUCUCCGCGCUGCUGGUCCUCGCCGUGCUCGCGCUCUCCUCCUCGCCGCUCGCCCUCGCGUGGGAGAAAGCGGAAACGGAGUGCGGAUCGUGCCAGAAAGGCACGCCGCCCGCGUCCCGCGGGCUCCCCUUGCCCCCCGUCACCGUGCCGUCUGUCCCCCUGCCAUCCGUCCCUCUGCCGUCGGUGCCCCUGCCGCCAGUCGCCGUGCCGUCGGUGCCCCUACCCCCGUUGCCGGACCUCCCCGUCCCCAUCCCGCCGAUCAUCGGUGGGAGCCCGCCGAAGACGCCCGGCGGCCGGAAGGCGUGCCCGCCGCCUCCGGCGCCCCCGACCCCGACUCCCCCGCCGUCCUCGGACAAGUGCCCCAUCGACGCGCUGAAGCUCGGCGCGUGCGUGGACGUCCUCGGCAACGAGGUGCACAUCGGCGACGCCAACGUCAAGUGCUGCCCGCUCGUGAAGGGCGUCGCCGGGCUCUCGGCGGCGGCGUGCCUGUGCACCUCCCUCAAGGCCAAGGUGCUGGACCUCUCCGUCUACGUGCCCAUCGCGCUCGAGGUGCUCCUCAACUGCGGCUGCGCCGUCCCGCCCGGCUACAAAUGCGCUUAAAUAUAAACCACCCCAUGCACGCGUGCACAGCAAAGGUCUCCUUUUCUUUUCCCCCUCGACUCGACCACGAAGUUUGAAAGCAGGCUAUUUAUUUGAUUUGAUUUGCUAUAUCUUCUCUCUUGUUGCAUGUUUGUAUAUGCAUCUAGUGUCACCUCAAUUGUCAUCGAUCUGUAAUUUAUGUAUCUUGUAACAAACUAUAUUUGUUCCGAAUUCAAAUCAUGUUUGCACUACUGC
Messenger RNA from Panicum virgatum (switchgrass), 913 nucleotides. Its product is annotated as 14 kDa proline-rich protein DC2.15-like. Lineage: Eukaryota; Viridiplantae; Streptophyta; Magnoliopsida; Poales; Poaceae. Bases 65 to 679 code for a protein of 204 amino acids. The transcript has a single exon. The record is from RefSeq and is a predicted model, not a curated record.